Molecule: messenger RNA, 1566 nt
Organism: Megalops cyprinoides (Indo-Pacific tarpon)
Lineage: Eukaryota; Metazoa; Chordata; Actinopteri; Elopiformes; Megalopidae
Gene: pop7
Product: POP7 homolog, ribonuclease P/MRP subunit
Exons: 2
Coding region: 379-834 (151 amino acids)
Biological process (GO): tRNA 5'-leader removal
Cellular component (GO): ribonuclease MRP complex; nucleus; nucleolar ribonuclease P complex
Molecular function (GO): nucleic acid binding
Source: RefSeq, a predicted model, not a curated record
GUCACUAGUGUUAUUCUAGGGGUUUCUGGGGGUAGUACAUUCAAGUUAAUUAACAAUGCACGUGCUUUUAAAUCAGUACAUAGCUCAUAUGAUUAUUUAAAUGCGCGUGCAAUUCAACGUUUUGCAAGUCACCGACGCAAGCAGUAUAGCUUUGCAAGUUCAUGGACGCUUUUUAAAUAGAGUCCUUGUGAGUGCUUCCGGGAGAAUGAAUUUGCAACGUCUCAUAUGCUUCCGGUUGUCCAUGCGCCGUUGGGAAUGAAUGCUCCUCGACUGUAGGAUAUUGGAGACGAACCUCUAUCCUCUACGAGGCGUGUAGCCUGAUAACUGCUACCAUCGCUUAUACAGCUUCAGAUUUUUGCUUUUAAACAAGUCUCUGAAAUGACAGAGCAGUGCAGUCCAGCCCCCAAGAGCCUGACUCUGCAGGCCACCAUCCCCGAGGGUGUGGCCAGUGAGAUGGACCCCGUUGAGUUCACCCUCCGCAAGCGGUUGCCCAGGAAACUUCCAAAGCGGCGCAAUGACGUUUACGUCAACAUGAAGACGGACUUCCGCGCGCAGCUGGCGCGGUGCCAGAAGCUGCUGGACAGCGGUGGGCAGCGGGAGAUCUGUGUGCACGGCCUGGGCCUGGCCAUCAACCGCGCCAUCAACAUCGCCCUGCAGCUGCAGGCCUGCAGCCAGGGGGCGCUGCAGCUCGCCGCCAACACUUCCACCGUGGAGCUCGUGGAUGACCUGGAGCCUGAAGACGAUGAGGCUGGGCUCGGAGGGGCGGAGCCAGUGACCCGCACCCGUAACAACUCGGCCAUUCACAUCAAGGUGUUCUACCCUGAUCCCCAGUGACCAUGACCACAUCUGGCUGCGGCUCUGCCAUGCCCACUUGUUCAAGAGAGACCACACCCUGACCAAGAUGCAUUACACUGACUGAGAGCUGAGAGGCUUAAGCUCCACUGGAAAGUGCGUCACACACAGAUUCUACAAACGCAUCCUUGAAGUUGUAAAGUUUUUAAAAUAGGAACAGUCCCAUCAUAGUUUGUGGAUUAAAUUUGUCUGUUUUGGGUGUGCGUUAUUUGUUCUUUAAUUUAAAGUUACCUCACUGUAUUACUUUACCUGUUGUAUUUAAUAUUCCACUGCAAACUCGUGGUGUACUCCUGGAACAUGGUGAUGGGGGAGUGACACUUCUUGAACCCCAAAAUAGAUGGAGCCAUGUUGUGUCAUCAGUGACUCAUUGACUUAAGCCAGUCAUAGUGUUUUGUCGUGGAGAAGUAGAUCCUUUGAUUUGCUAAUGCGAGUCAGUCAUUGACAGCAUGCAGUAGAACCACCUGGGGUUGAUGAAGCCUCACUUUUCAUUCAGUGCCAGCACCAGCCAGCUGUGUGUGUCUGUUGCUGAGUGCAGAGUGUCACUUCUUCUCGUUAGCAAAGUUUGUCAAUAAUUAUUCUUUUGUGUUCAUAUUGGAGGAAUUUCCGUAGGAGAUUUCCUGCAUUUCCUGUGGAAGCCCUACUAUAUGAAAGUUUUUGUUAGGCAUGUUUUGUACCUGUGAACAGACAAGGUGAAUGUACAUGUAUUUUGUUGUA